UAAUAAGCCUAAAGUAUGAGCACUGAUAGGAUUAAAGCAUUUCUCGAGCGAAACAAGGACAAACUUUCCUCAACAAUCAGACCUAAAUUUGCUCCUCCAAUUAACACUGCUACUCUAUCUUCUACACCUGUGAUCAAUAAAAAGAUCUCCAAGUUUAGUAAUAACACUAAAAUGACUAAGAGCAAUGCUGAUUUGAUCAUUGACAAUAAGCCCAUGAGGUUCAAACCUUUACUUAAGAGUGUAGAGGGUGUCAAUGGGAAAGAAGAGUCUAAGAAUGUUAAAUAAAGAACCUAGCACAUCUUCUAUUGCCACUAAUUCAAAGACUUUAACCAAAGCUGAUUAUAGCACACCUGUCUUGAGAGGUAAGAAGGAUAAGCAAAAAGGACAACAUUCUCCGAAUAAACUCAGUGUAAUCUCGAAGCCAAAACAGAAGCAGAAAAAAGAUAAAGAAGAGAAUAAAUCCCAAGCUAGAGAACGCUAUACUAAGCAAGUCCUUGAAAGGCACCAGAAUAGGAAAGAACUUGUUGGAAGAAACAGUAGUCAUACCAAGAAACCUAAUGAGAGUCCUCAAGUAUCUCUUAAGAAAAUCUCUCCUCAGAAAGAUUCAAUGGGAGAGAAUCAAAAGAAAAGAGAUAGCAUCCAUACCUUCAUGAAAGGAGAUAUUGAGCUUGAUCAGCAAUAUAAUUCCCAGAUUAAAAACCUCAAUGGCAGAUCUUCAAGAAAGAGUCCUCUAAUGAGGAAACUUCACAGUGAGGAAAAUUCACAUUCUCAGCCUCCAGUGAGGUCUCAAGGGAUGAAUGUCUUUACUACCAAGGAAGGGCAGCAGAAUCAGCUGAUUUCAAUCAUAAAGUCUCAUACUGACAACAUAAAUUCUUCUUUAUCACCUCGAAGAAAAACUCUAUCACCAGCCUGCUCCCAGAAAAGUAUGAUGGGAGGAAGAUUUGACAGAUCAAAUCCAAGGCCAAACGGGAUAAAAGCUACCAUUGAUGCUUCUAAGUUCUUCUCCAGGGCCAAAACUGAAGAGAAAUCUAGCUACAACUCAGCAAGUGCCUCAAGAACAGAGUUUGAGUUUAACUCCAGAAAUCAAUCUCUCAACGUAGAACAGAAGGUUGCCGAGAUCCAGAUGAGCCAAAAUGAGGCCUAUAAGAACAAACAACUAUUGGAAUUUAUUCAAGUGGUAAAGACAAAAUUCUCAGAACUAGAGUCUGAACUUGCUAAGACCAAGUCAGAGCUAGUCUAUUACCAGCGUAAAAGCAAGGAUCAAGCUGAAGUCAUUGAGAAUCUCCGUAAAAGAGAAAGCUACACGACUUUAAAAUAUGGAAUGCUGAUCAACCAGAAUCAUGAACUCUCCAUUAAGUUAAAGAAAAAGACAGAAACAAUAGCACAACUCAGUACUUUAGUAAAGCAAGAAAAUGAAGGACAAAAGGGCCUAGAAGGAGAACCUUCCGGAUACCAGAACGAAGAAGAGUCAUAUGAAAGUGAUUACAAAUGAAAAUCAGAUAACAGGGAAACAGAAAGACCUCAGAACGUACUCAGGACUUCCUCCUCGGCUGAAAUAUUUUCAAAUACUACCGGGCCAAGUGGACUUGGAAGACUUUUCUCAUAA
Moneuplotes crassus is the source of this 1606-nucleotide messenger RNA. The record is from the annotation of a GenBank genome assembly. NCBI's taxonomy places the organism in Eukaryota, Ciliophora, Spirotrichea, Euplotida, Euplotidae.